UCUUGAUUUACCACAAUGGCACCGUGAAAGACAAAAGAUUCAUGAAAAUGUACAAAAUGACAGUGUUUUACUUUAAAAAAUACUUUUAAUGUAGUUCCAUCAGGUAAAAGAGAAGUUUUUAAUUUAUUACACUAGAAAUAACUAUAAAAAAAUCAUUAUUUAAAAAAGAAAUAUACAAUUAAACAAUCACUAAACCAAUGACUACACUACACACAAACUACUAGAUUAGACUAGUUAGAAUAUUACACUACACACAGGACACUACACACACACUAUUUGUCACUUGACUUACACUUACACGCAAAAAUUAGUAAAUAUUAAAAAAAGAUAGUACCGGUAUACAAAAAAAUUAAGAAAAAUCAAUUGAACAGUAAAUUAUCAUAGUAAAAUACUAAAUUAGGCUUAGGUUCCCUAACUAAUAAUUUAGUUAAAUAUUAUUAGUUAAUAAGUUAAACGCCAGGAAUUAAUGUCAGGUGGUUACUGGUUAGUUUUUAACUAUCUAUCCUUGAUUUUAAAACUCUUUGCCUUAGUCUUUGACUCUUUAUUAUUAUAAUUAUAUUAUAACUCUCUCAAUCUCAAACUUACUGCGACUAACAACAAAAAAUGGACAAAAUGUUUCAUGACAAUCGUAAUGACAAUGAUGAUAAAUAUGAAUCAGACAUAGGCUGUUUCAGAUUUAGCGGCCCACGUUGACUUUGUUAAGGUUAGGCAUAGGGAUUGAUUUAGGGUUCGGGUUAGGCUUAGGGAUAGAUUUAGGGUUCGGGUUAGGCAUAGGGUUAGAUUUAGGGUUCGGGUUAGGCAUAGUCAUAGGGAUGGAUUUAGGGUUCAGGUUAGGCAUAGGGAUUGAUUUAAGACGUAAAAGUGCGCAUAUGGAAAUAAACGCGGGCCGCGUUCUCUGAAUUUACCCAGACAUAUAUUAUAAUAUGUCAUAUUCAUAUCAUUUAAAAUUAUACAUUUAGUAAUAAUAGUAAUAGUCAUAUGGCAAAUAUUAAUAUUUAUCUUAAAAUAUGAUACUGAAUUUAUUGAUUAUGACACGAAUGGGAUAGAAUGAUCUAAUCAUGGGUGUCACAGUGUCAUGACUAACUAAUGACAACUGAAUCUGUCAAUCUCAUUCGCAAUCAUGACAUUCUUCUCAAUCAAGGAGUCAAUGAUCUCAAUGUGAAUGUCAUGUGAGUGAAUACUGUAUAUAUAGUAUAAUAAUGUCAUGAUUGUCAAGAACAGACAUACUACUCACUGUAAAAUAUGAUUAAAAUAAAUGAUUCAUUUUUUUUAAUUAUUAUUAAGUAAUAACUAUUACUUUACUUAAAACUGUCACUAAUAAGAAGAGUCGUCAACAUCCAGUAUAAAUACUAUAUCAUUAAGUAAGGCUUUGGUCAGAUACGUUGGAUUUGCCUUAUGCUUAAUUAAACUAAAACACUUUGGUACAGAUCAAAUGAAAAAAUCUGUAGAAAAUAGGCCACAGUCACAGAGAUGUAUUAAAUUUACUUAGGGUUGGCCUAUCCUUUUUUUUAUUACCGGUAUUAAUUUUUAAUUCUUGUUUAAGAAACUGUAAAUGUCCAAAUUAUAUUAUGAAUCAGUUUUUAAAUUUUAAAUUAUUGAAAUAGUUAACUUUGUGUCCACAAAGAUUCCAAAAGAAGUUAAAGGUAACUCAUAAAAUAAUGAAUAUUACUCUUUGGACUUAAAACUUCUGAUUAAAUUAAUUAACCUGAAUUUGUGUGAUUUUUUUUUUUCACCGUUUCUUAAAAGUAAGACGUACCUAAUUUCAGUGUGAUCUUUUAAAAAAAAAAUAUUUUUAAAUUCAAUUAAACAGACUUGAGAUUAUUGGUUUUUUUUGGGUUGCUUUUUCGUUGAUGUUACCUAUUUUGGGCUUAGCAAUUAUUUUCUCCAUCUGUUUUAGAUAACUCAAGAAUCUAUGGCAGCUAGCAGGUCAUUACAAAAUACUAGGUCAAAGCAACAUAAAAUAGUCAAAGGAAUUUUCCAGCUCCCAUAUAAGAGUAAGAAUGACACAGUUCAUGGGAAUGACAGUGAUUCUAGUGAAGAGGAAGAAGAGUUUGAUGACAUUUCUCUUUACUUCGGUAACAAUAAUAACUUUGUGUCCUCAAAGAUUCCAAAAGAAGUUAAAGGUAAACCAUAAAAUAUCUUUAAAUCCUCAUGUUUUUGUUUUUUAUAGUCUUAUAUAUAAUGAACUUGUCAAUAUACUUAUUAUCACAGUAAACUGAUGUUCCUGUUCUAUCAAUAGAAUGCUGACUUUGAUUUUGGUGAAGUGCUUUUUACAAUUUCUUGUUGAACAUAGCCCAAAAUGUAUAAGUUAUUUCUGCACGUUUAAAUUCAGAAUUUAAGCAUUUAUGUUGGCAUGUAUCUUUCCAUAGUUGUAAUCACAUCUGAGGAUGGGAGAAGUCAUAAUUGCACUGGAAAAUUCCCUCUUACUCAAGUGUUCUGGCAAGUUGAGGCCCUUGUAGAUAGCCGAGGGUUUCUAAGGCCGCCUCCGGCAUAUACAAUUAUUAAAGAUGAUGAGAUCGUGAGGCAGAAAAACUUGGUGAACAUAUUCCUGAGUGAAUGUUUUUCCAUACUGAAGGAAGAUGAAGAGAGAGAAAAUGCAGUCAAAGCUUGUUUUGAAGCCUUUUGUCAGUAAGUUGUUAGUUUAUUAUUUUUAAGUUUAAAAAAAUAAUUGAAUUUGAAAAUAUAACUCAGCAUCUAUUCCUUGUGGCAUUGUUUAGAACGAAUGAAAAAUGUGCAUCUUGGUAAAUCUUCAUUUAUAUUUUGUGACUGCUGGAUAAAAAAUAACAUUGGUGGUCAUUAUGAUUCUUGCUUCAUAGUCACUCAACCAUAAUGAAAAUAAAAUGAAUAGUUCUCUAUCUAAAAGGAUUACACAAAAUAACUAAAAAUUCUUAAAAAUUUCUUCAUUACAUCCGUUCUGUUGUUUCUUAAAGUUAAAAACCCAUGAAUUUUAAAAACCAAAAUCCCAAUAAUGAAAAGUUUUAAGACUCUGAAUGAACAGAUCUUUAUUUUCUUUUAAAGAAUUACAGGUGAAGACAAAAAUUUAAGCUUUGCCAACCUUGAGAAUAUACUGACUCAGUAUUUGAGAUUUGAAAAAUGCGGAUGUUGCCUGGGGAAGAUUACAAUUACAAAUAUAAGAUUCGGGAAUCAUCAACAAGAGGAUCAUUCAGUGUACAUAAAGAAUCAUGUGAUGGGUUCAGGUAGGUGGACACCCAUUGUGAUACAAAUAAGAGAGUUGCAUUUGAUUGUGAAAGUAAACAAUUUAAAAUGAAGUCCCUAUUGCUAAAAGUCACAAAAUAUCCAUUUUGAGAGAAUAAACUUAAUUCAAACUUGCUAUAAAAUAUGGUAAUUUAUGUGUGUGUGUUUGUUUCCCCAGAAAAGGAAAUUGGGUGAACAUUAUGUUUUUCCCAAUUUAUACAGUGUGUUCAGCUCAACCAGAUCAAUGACAAUAACUGAUUGGUUCGGUAUUGACCUAAAUGUGACUUAAAUAUUUACACCACAAGGAACACAACUGCUGUUUCUUUUAAAGCCAUUGACAUGCUAUUAUUAGGUUUACCCGAGAGCUAGACCUUGUGCGGAGAUACUGAUCUUCCAUCGAGCGUCUUCCAUCGAGCAUCAAAGCCCACAAGCUAUGGCGGGUCCUGUUGGGAACUAGAUUUAGGAGCGUGAAUGCUUUGUAUGGAAAGUUGUUGAUCGUGAGAGUUUUUUUUUUGUGUGCAUGUUGAAGAUCGUGGGGCUAGAUAGUGAGGUCAGAUCGUGGUGUGGAGUUUUGUUGGAUGCUGGAUGUUUGUUAUGAGUGGAGAAGAAAGUACUCUGAGGACAGAGAGUGGUUUAUUAGGUUAUGUUGAAGUGUCAGUCAUCUUGAUUUGCUGUUAAGAAGAAGUUAUUCAUUAUGUGCAACGAGAGACCGACCGAAAGUUUAAAAUGACUUUUGGACGAAACCGAAAAUAGGCAGAAAGUUUAAAAAUGACUUUAGGCCGAAAGUCUAAGUCAAUUUCGGCCGAAACUGAAAAAAAAACCUAAAAGUUAACUUUUCUCUUUUGGCCAAAACUGAAAUUUAGUCAAAAGGCUUAGGUAACUUUCAGUUUCUUCCCAAACUGAAACUUGGUCGAAAGUGAUAAAAGGGCCACUUUCGGCGCCGAAACCGAAGCCGAAAUUCGGUCGGUCUCUAUGUGCAACUAGUUGUUUCUACCCCCGUGUAAUAUUCAAGGAGAACUAUUAAAUAAAGUACUAUGUUAUUUUCACUUCGCAUUUGUUACUUAUUAUAGUGACCAAGUGUGGCCGCUGAUGAAAGCAAUCGUAAGAGAAAAUUCUUUUCCCUAGACAACAAGUAGGGCUUAUAAAACAAUCUGUUCAGUAUCUGCACCUAUUGCGGGAGUUGUUAAUGUGAAGAAGGAAGAUCCUAUCAAACAAAGUCGUAAUAUUAUGAAGAUCAUAAAAGGAACCAGGGAACUAAAAUACCUGGGGUGGACCGAAAUCAGAACCUACUGCCUUGUACGAAGUUCGCAGGGCUGACAACCCAGCCUUGUAAUAAAAAUAAGCGUUACGAAGCCAAACAACAAAAUGAAUUCGGAUUGAUUCUAAUGAUCAUCAUUUAGAUCUGAGUGGAAGGAUGUGGCAAGGCAGGCCAAACCCUUCAUGGACAGUAGCAGCACAGUGAUGGAUGGAUGGGAGCCAGACAGAAUGAUACAAUUUAAAUAGCAGUUGAUUAAUUAUUUAUUUAACACAUAAUUUUAAUGUUGCUCUGUAUUCAGCACUACAUCUGUUCAACAUUUAUGGCCAUGACUGUUUUUUCUAUAAAUGUUGCUCUAACUUCCCAGAAUUAGGUUCCACUGUCUUACUGUCAGCCAGCCACCCCAAGCUGGUUAGAACCUGCUCUCAGCUUUUGCCCUACACUUUUAUGCCUUUUCUGUUCCGGUUGAGAGAUAUCAGCGUGACCAAUACUGUGAACCCUACUGAACUUAUUGAGCUAGCAGACAAAAUGGCCAGAGAGAGACCUUGGGAAUAUGCAUUUAAAGAUGUUAGUGUCAAAUUUUGUGAUUUCUGUUUUAACAGCCAGCUGCAAUAUUUUUUUGAAACACUUUUUAAAAUUUAAUUAAAUGAAAUUUCUUACAUUUUGUAAGCGUUUUGAAUACAUGGUGAACUAUUAAUUUUACGAGCUCAAAAUAUUUAUUUAAAAAAAAAAAAAAAAUGGCUAGAAGUUAGAAGUAGAAGCUUACAAUGUUAACUAUUUUUAUUUCCAGAUUCUUGCUUCCAAGCUCAAAAUUUAUGGCACAGAGGCGAAACGUCAGUUCUACGAACAAGCAGGCUAUCUUGAAAGAACCCCCCAGACAGAAAAGGAUGCCAUCUACAUCUAUGAUGUUCUUAAAGAGGAUUCUAAAAGAAAUGGAAAUAUGUGCAUUGGGUUGAAAAUUAUCAGAAGAAGUAAUUUAUUUGGCAGGUUGCACUACAAUAUCUCCAGCGUAAGCACAGUUUAUUUUAAAGCUUCAAGAGCACAGGAAAUACAUUUUUUUUAAAAAUUUAUGUUUUUUGAGAGAAAAAAUAACUUAUGAAGAUUACUUUCUGGAUAGCUGAGGUGAUCUCAACUUUUCAACUUAUGAAAAUAUGCUCUGUCCCCUAAAAAUCCUUUGCAUCUCAUGGUGUGCAAAUUUUAUCUUGGGAGUGGCUGGCAAUAAGGGAGUAUGCACUGUAACAAUGCAGGUCCAACUGAUAUAAUGGAUCAUCUAUAAACCAAAAUGGAUUAGAGUGUCAUAGGCUAAAAAUAAUACAUUUUAUUGUUGAAAACCAGUGGAUAUUUUUUUUUUUUUUUUUUAAAAGAGUAUAAGUUACCUAAUUAAAUUAUAUUUUAAAAUACAAAAAAAUGAGGGUGGUUAAAUUUCAGAAUAGAAAAAUUUUCUAACUGGAAGAGAAAAAAAAACAUUUUUUUUUUUUUUUUUUAAAAGAGCAUAAGUGACCUAAGUAAAUGAUAUUUUAAGAUACAAAAAAAUGAGGGUGGUGAGAUUUCAGAAUAGAAAAAUUUGCUAACUGGAAGAGAAAAAAAAACAUCAAGCUAGAAUGAAUGAUCGACUAUAUGAGGAGUCCAAUUGCAAACUCUGCUAAGUCCAUUUUUUGAAAAAAAAAAGUUAGUGCCCUUGGCCGCUAUGAAGUACUAUUUCACAAUAUUUUACUAGUUUUUUAAAUCAAAACCCGCUAAGUUCGCUUAUUUCGUUUGUUAAAAAUAUGAUAAUCUUGCAAAACCUGCUAAGUUGCUUUGCCGUUCACUUUCAAACCCUUCUAAGUUACCAGCCCGAUGGCAGUAGUUGUUUUAAACAUUAUUUGUGAAAAAGAACCAAUCACAAUUCAGCUUAGAGGCACAUGACAUUCUUUCGAUAUCAUUGAAGAUAGCUGAACACAACACGAGCUUCAGUACAAUCAGUGAAAACGGUAACAAGUCCCCAAUAAAACUUACAAAAAGAAAAAACUUCAGAUUCAAAGGUAAGUCCAAUAAAAAUAAACUCAGUUCUAAAUUUAUUGAAUGCAAGUUAUUGAAAAUGACAUUUUUAUAUAGGCAUUACAGUGUUGACUGGUCAGACUAAUGCACGGUUAGGACAAAGUUAGUAACUAAGACUUAAGUUAUACGAGACAGUGACACUCGAGAGUCCUGAGACUAGCCUGUGCUGUAGAAUGCUUUUAAAAUGUGCUUAUUCGGAUAACAGCUUCUUUGCCCCAAUGAAAUAAAAUAUUUAGUGAUUUAGUUACUAAUAUCUGUAAUUGUUGCGGUAAACACCUCCCCCUCCACCCCCCUUUCCAAACUGUAAUAUUUUUUAAAAAAUUAAAAAUACUCACAGGUCUAUUCCGGGCCACUUGUUCUAUGUCAAACUAGUUCUGUUUACUGUACUAUAUCAGUAUAUACUAUACCUGAGUUUAAUUUACAUUACUAGGAUUUAGAUAAUUAAAGUUUAAAAUGCAUUAUACAAAGUUGAGUUGGUUUAGAUCAAAUUUUAAUGUUAAUUUUACUUGCCCACAGUAGGGACUGCAAUAAAUAUUUUCCUUAGAAUCUAGGAAUUCAUAUUUUUGUUACUGAUUAAUCUGAUAAAUUGUAUCUUUUAUUUUUCACAGACAUUCACAAAAAUCAGUUGUGCGAGCUGAUUGUAAACACACAAGAAAGGCUGCCUUUCAAUGUGCAGAAUUAACACACACGGACAUGGCAAAUUUCAGUGCUAUGUUUUAUAGUCACACAACUAAAAUUGAUCAGGAUAAUGUUAUAGCAAAGUUUAUUCAAGUUGGAAAGAAACAGACCAAGCAAAAACCGAUAACGGGUAAUGAAAAAAGAAGACGAGUGAGAGAUAUGUUUGAGACAACUUUUUUUUGUUAUGAAUCAGGAAAACAAGGAUACGUGUGUGGAAGGAGUUUUUCCUUAAAUUGUUAGGCCUUGGACGCUCUCGCAUAGAGAAUAUUGCUAAAAAAAUUCAGCUUCGUGGAGAUUUAUUAAAAGAAAAACGAGGGGGAGACAAAAAAAGUAUCCAGUAUGGGCCAAAGAGACAAGCAGUUCACACAUUUUUGAAAGGGCUGAAAGGACGAGAAAGCCACUAUGGAAGACUAAAGUCAAAGAAAAUCUGUCUUCCAUCAGAAAUUUCAUCCAUAAAGCAAUUGUGGAAUAUGUAUUUCUCCAGCAAUGCAGACAAACCCGUCAAAUAUGAAUUUUUUAGAAUAAUAUUUAAAAGAGAUUUUCGAAUUGGAUUUGGCUCACCAAAGACAGAUGCAUGUUCCUUCUGUGAAAGGAGGGGGAAUAAAAUAAGAGCAGAGACAGUACCGGCCAAAAAGCAGAUGCUUAUAACAGAAUUGAGAAUUCAUAAAAUCAGAGCAAAUGCUUUUAUGACUUGCUAAAUGAGAAAAGAGAAGGUUUAAAAAGUUUUCUGUUUUGAUCACCAGCAAAAUCAGGUGCUUUCUAAAGUACCGCAUCAGAUCGCCUAUUGUAGCAGAAAGCUGUACAUAUACAAUUUUACAAUUGUUGAAAUAAAUCUGUCUGGCACACUGAAGCCAGACAAUGUCUUCAUAUCCACAUGGAGAGAGAAUCAGUUAGCAAAAAACAGUUCAUCGUUUGCGAGUGCGCUGUAUUUCAUGCCCUCCAAAACGCCAGCAUGAAUGGAAUUGAUUGUGUCCGUUUUUGAAAUCAGUAAUUGCAGAUUCUGAUCAACCUGGACCUUCCUGUAUUGAUUCAGAAGAAGAAGAGUGUGACCGUCUCUGUGAGGAUCCCCCUGCGGAUAAUGUAUAAAUAUUUUUACCAUAAGCAGGAAGGCGUCCCUACCUUCAAUGCAUUGAUAUUGUUACUCCAAUAGAACCAAAUAAAAUGUAAACCGCUUGGUUUGUUGCCCAGGCAGUAAUAAUGCAUUGAAGUAGUUUGUUGUGACAAUAAUAGAGUAAUUGUAUGUGUUGUGGUCUGUUACUUUGUGUUGUGACAUAGUAAUUGUAUCUGUUGUGGUCUGUUACUUUUGUUGUGAUAUAGUAAUUUUAUGUGUUGUGGUCUGUUACUUUGUGUUAAGGUACCAGAAUAUAAGACUACGGUUCUUCUAAAUCAUGCAGUACAGUUUAAAGAAAAUGUUAAGAGAGCACCCCUCUCUAUGUCUAUUAAUUUUGUUGUGGGCUGUCAAAUUUCCUAAGUGAUUUAAACCACUUUCCAAUACUCCAAGUAUUUUAAUACUCUUUCAAAAGAUGCUAAGUAUGUCAACCAUUUUCAAAACCUGCUAAGUAAUAACUUUAUCUUGCAUUAUAAAUGCAAAAAUUACCAUUUAACUAUAUAUACUAAACAGCUAAUCUUGUAACAGGAAAAAAAAUCAGAAUCCUAGGAUUAGCACAUCAUGGUGUUUUAAAAAAAUGCGUUUUUCUCAAAAUCAUUCUCAAGUGACUUAGCAGGGUUUGCAAUUGGACUCCUCAUAUCAUAUAUGGAGCUGCUGCAGUUGUCACCAGGACAGUGUGUACAAGAAUUUGCCAGUCUGGAUUAAGGUUGUUAAAUGAAAACUGGUUGUCUGUUUUUGGACUGAAAACCAUUUGUUGAUUUUCACUAACCGGCUACUGAAUUUUUUUUUUAUCAUGAUUAAAAAAAUCCACACUCUAUUGGGGAAACAAAUAACUACCACACGCCGCCCUGGAGUUUGGCAUGGGAACUACUUACUACAUGCUGCCCUGGGGUUUGGUGCUUGAACCAAAUUGUGAUAUCAAAAUCUUAUGGGCUAGACAGUGACUUUGGGAUCUGUAAAAUUAAAUUUCUACUUCCACUUACAUUUUAAAAGAUUAUAAAAUUAUGUAAAAUAUUACCUUGUUGUGCAGACAGUGAAAGGCUUUGUAAAAAGAGAAAUCUGGUAUUAAACCAUUUUUAUAAAACCCAAAAUUGGUUUGUAAAAAAAUCUGUUUUUAACAUCUUUAGUCUGGAUUUGGUUUUUCCUGCCAUAAGAGCUGAAAUGAUUUUAGACUGACUUCUGCCUUGAUACAAUUCUAUUGAUAUAAAUGUUUGCUGAAUGUUUAAAAACAAAUUAAUUCAACCUAAUGAUGAAUGGUUUGGAAACAAUAAAUAAUAUUACCAAUAAUUCUCAGAAAAAUGUACUGUUAAAUAAAAAAAUAACAAGUUGAUUUUGUAAGGAUUUUUAAAAAAUAACUUUUUGUUCAUAAAGGAAUUGAAGCAAUUUGAAAGUGUAAAAAAAAUAUUUACUUUAGUAAUCAUGGAUUUUUGUGCAGACAAAAAGAUGGUCGGAUGCAUUGGAUUACCUGGAAAGAAAUAAUGUCAUUAAGAUUGAAGAGUUCAACUUUGAUAGACACAUCUUCUUGAGGGAGAACUGGCAAGCAGAGGUGGACACCGCUAAGGGUUUUGACACAAUUUUGAAGAAAUAUAAGAAAGAUCCUCUGGUCUGGGACAUAGACUUACACAGGUAGCAAUUUACAGCUUUAACUGUUCGUGUUGCAACAAAUUAAAACAUACACAUUUCUAUAAAGUUCAUUUUAAUAACUGGCCCUGAUAUGGUUAAAAUUUUAAUAUUUAUGACCUGAUUGCCAAUCAGUCAGAGUUUGAAUUUGACGAUUGUAAGGAAAUUGAUUUUUUUUAAUCUGGACCAAAACAUUUUGAUUUUUUUUUUUUACCUGAUAAAUCCUAGAAAUGGGAGGUUAAAUCCUAUGCUAAUAAUUACAAUGUAUGGCUAAUCCUUAUCCCAGAUAACUGUCAGUACUUAGGAUACUGUCAUCUCUCAUCACUGAACACAUUUUAAUUUAUGGACUAUCUAUUUCCUACAUAAUAUAUUUAGUGAACAGCUUUGCCUAUUUUUCAGCCCUGAAUUUGCCAGAAUUUGCAAAGACCCAGACCAACUGAGAGCCUCUCAUCUCAUCUGUCAUCUUCCAGUCACUGUGCUGUCGGGCAGGGGAGGUUGCGGUAAAACAACGGUGGUCACAAAGUUGCUCCAACAUUUAUGUGUUAAGUAUGUUGGUGAGACGGCAUGUGUAUCCGAUUAGAUUAGUCACUCAGAUUUCAAAUAGCAGCCAAAAAAAACAAAAUGGUUGUGGAGGGGAGAGCACUAUAUCAAAUUUCCUGCUAAAUUUUUGACAUUUAUGGUUAUGAAAAUGUUUGUUGAAACAAAAAGUCAUAACCAUUGUCAUUAUAUACUUUAACCCUUUCUGCAGCAAAAAAUUGUAUACCUUGUCCCUAGUGACUGUGUGUACACUUAUUAUAAUGGGAAAAAGUGUUUAUGAAGAUUCCUGGCAACUGGGUGGGUUACACCCAUAGUCUUAUAUCACAGUGACUAGCUCUCUUUUUUUUAUAUUUUCUUUUUUUCAAUUUGGCAUGAUUUAGUUGUAGCUUUCCCAGCCAAAGAAAUAUACUGUAAAUUUGAUUGAUCACCCUUGAUUAAAACCAAGCCAGGUGUGGUACUUUGGCAGCUAUCUUGUAAUAUUACAGGUGCUAGCAGACAACAAACGAGUUUUAGUGUAAAUUUCUGAUUUUUCUCAAGCAACAGGUAAGGCUUUGCUUUCAAAUAAGGACACUUGGUAAUUCUCUAUCAGUUUACCCUGAACAGCAAAUAUAAAUAUCUACCCAAGAAGAUCCAGCAAAAGAAGGCUCUGCCCCUAAACGAAUCAGUGUUUUUUGUUCAGACCAGAAACUACACUUAUUAAUAGUUAAUUAUCAGAACAAAAAGCAGAGAAAAAUGUAUUGCUUCUGAGCGCCAUGCACAAUGGCCCAGUCAUAGGAAGUGCAACUGAAUGCAAGAAACCAGAGAUUGCGCUCUACUAAAACAAAACCAAAGGAGGUGUAGACGCCAUGGACCAAAUGGCGAAGGCGUUUUCUGUGAAACGAAAAACUGGAAGGUGUCCAUUGGUUGUGUUUUUUAACAUUGUUGACUUGGCAUCAGUUGCAGGAAGAAUGGUAUUCAAAUAUAAAUAUCCUACCAAAUCACUGUCUCAUGAAGACAACGACUUGAGAUAUCAGCAAUCACACUCUGUCUCCAGGUGUAUUACACCCAGUUGCGGCGGAAAGGGUCCAACACAGGCCAUCUUAUUAUAGAAGCAACGAUUUUACAUAAUAAAUCCUAACAUACUUUGGUAGAAUAAGGAAAGGAAGUGAAAAACUUCUUUAUAAAAUCUAUUUAAAAAAUUCAUUUGAUUUCAUUGAAUUUAGUAAGGAUUAAUUUGCCACUGCACUGUGCUUAUUUCAAGUUUAAAAAAAAAAGUGUAUUAAAAUAAUGUAUACAAAUGUUUAUAUUUCUUUGCUCUCAGAGAAGAAGCAAGACUGAAAGAAGAGAGGGCAAAAGGAGAGCUAAAGGCAUUGAACACAUUUCUUCCAAACAACACAUGUGAAUUCAGUGGCACCUCAUGUGAAAUCAGUGGCACCAUAAGUGGAAUAGGAGGAGAGGUUUCCAAAAGUGAAUAUGACUUGGAGCCGCAAAAUAAAUGUGAGGUUUCUGACUUGAACAAACAAGGCUCCACAAUCUCCAAGGCAGAAGAGUUAAUACCCAAUAGUUCUCUCACUGCUCCUACCAAUCAAAAAUUUGUUUCUAAGUUGGAGAAGAUACGGAAGGAACUGGUAUCUGAUCUGGUCAAAAUUUUGGAGAAUUCAAGAAAAGUUGACGAUCUGGGGUUGAUAGACUUCAAGAGUCAAUUUUUAUUGACUGCCCCCACUGGUAAAUGAUAAUUUAAGAUUAAAAUUUGAUAAAUUUUCAUUUUUUCUUUAACCGUUUUCUCCAAAAUUAUCUCUUAGAAAAUGUGCCAUGGAGGAGGUAAGACAACUUAAAAUAAGACUAGGCCACCCUUAAUAUCAUUUAUAGUUUAUGAUGUUUCCCUUCAACCGUCAUCCACCAACAUCUAACCAUCUAAUGAAGACCCACCUCCCACCAAUACUCACAACCCACCCCCCACUCUCUUCACUCCUUACUCCCACCCUCUCCUGAUCUUUAGCGCUGGCCCCCUCUUUGCCCUCUAAACUGGUCCCCACUUGAUAGCAGUUCACUCAGUGUGUGUAUACUUUAUUAAUAGUCAAUAGAGUAAUAUUUUUACAUGCCUAGCUUACAAGUGGAGCUCUGUGGCUUAGGAUGUCUGAUUUUUGCACUGGAAAAAUACUUCAGCUGUCUUGUAUUUAAAUUGUUGUAGUUUAAAAAUGUUUGUUUUUGCAAGAAUAUGUAUCCAUGUGCAGAAAAUGAAUAUGUUUAAUGUCCAAAAGAAAAUUCCAUUUAUUUUGAUCAAUAAAAGAAUCUUAUUUUAUCUUAUCUUAAAAAUGCUCCUGGUGAUUCUGAAUUGUACCAUUUGGCGAAAAUUAUUUUUCUCAAAUUUUAGUGUGAAGAAAUAUAGAAAAAAAAACAACUUAAUGGAUCUUUUUUUAAAAAUCAAUUUUGUUAGGGAAAGCAGCCAGGUUGCUUGGUUGUAAAGCAAAACUACCCUCUACUACAUUGCACAGUGUGAUUAUGAGCUGGCGAAUGUACUCUAAGAAAAACACAGAUCCUGAGUUUUGGAACUAUGCUGGAGUGAAGGUUAGUUCUGCUGGAGUUAAGGUUAGUUCUUCUGGAGUUAAGGUUAGUUCUGCUGGAGUUAAGGUUAGUUCUUCUGGAGUUAAUGUUAGUUCUUCUGGAGUUAAGGUUAGUUCUUCUGGAGUUAGGUUUUGUUCUGAUGGAGUUGAGGUUACUUUUUUGGAGUUAAGGUUACUUCUGCUGAAGUUAAGGUUACUUAUGUUGGCAUUAAGGCUACUUCUGCUGAAGUCAAGGUUACUUCUGUUGGCAUUAAGGCUAUUUCUGCUGAAGUUAAGGUUACUUUUGUUGGCAUUAAGGCUAUUUCUGCUGAAGUUAAGGUUACUUCUGUUGGCACUAAGGCUAUUUCUGCUGAAGUUAAGGUUACAUCUGUUGGCAUUAAGGCUACUUCUGCUGGAGUUAAGGUUACUUCUGUUGGCAUUAAGGCUACUUCUGCUGGAGUUAAGGUUACUUCUGUUGGCAUUAAGGCUACUUCUGAUGGAGUUAAGGUUACUUCUGUUGGCAUAAGGGCUAUUUCUGCUGGAGUUGAGGUUUGUUCUGCUGAAGUAAAGGUUAUUUCUUCUAGAGAUAAUAUUAGUUCUGAUGGAGUUAAAGUUAGUACCUCUGGAGUUACGGCCAGUCACACAGGUUGCUGUUGCGUCAAUUGGAUAAUCUUACUUUUGUGACUUAUUUUAGUUGGAGCCAAAUUAAAAUAAUUUCAUUUCAAAUUUUACAUUUUUUUAAUUUAAUUCUUUAUACUCGUACCCUAAUGUUAGCUGCUUGUUAUUCUUUGAAGUUUUACUUCAAAUACAACAUACCUUUUGAAUCUGAGAGAAAAAUAUAAAACUGAUCCAAUUGGCUUCUCAGGUCUUGGUUGUUGAUGAGUGCAGUCUUGUGUCUGUCCGCCUGUUUGCCACGGUGUUGAAAAUCCUCUUGGAAAAAGCAAACUUACAGAAGAUAAUUCUGCUGGGAGAUGUCCGACAGUUGCCAUCUAUAGAACCUGGCGAGUUUCUCAAGGUCAGAAAAAACACUGUUUAUAAGUAUACAGUACAGAAUUGUAUUCUGAAAUCAGCUCAAUACAUUUUUUAAUGAAUCGAAAGCAGAAUUUUGUAGAGAUGUGGUGUAAAAUUAACCAAUACUAUGAAGAUUAAAAAAAAAUACAUUGCUUGUUUUGCAUUAAAACAAGAUUUUAAAGGCUGUUUUUGAAAUAACUGAUUGCAGCUUGGGAAAUUCUUGUCUUCUUGUUUAAAAGGAUGUUUUUAAAACUCUACAUUCUUGUGGACAUGGUGAAUUUGGCCUGAGUGUUGAACUCAGACAAAACCACCGCUCCGAGUCUGCCUUGAUCGUAAAGAAUGCUGGAAAGGUAUCCAAUCAAGUGAUGCCGACCUUUGACCCAGCACAAAGAUUCCAUUUAAUAGAAAUCUCAGACAGGGGAGAUGAUGGUGGUUAGUAAUAAAAUAUUUUUGUAAACAAAAUAAAAUUUUUAGUGGAAUAUUGGUGAUGACAAAUUAAUCAUUGGAAUAUUGGUAAUGAUAAAAAUAACCAUAGGUAUAUAUUGGUAAUGACAAAAUUACUCUUCCAUUACAAUUAAUUUUUUUUUUAGGAAUUUGAGCAAAAACAAUGAAAUGAAAAGUAACUAAAAAAAUAUUAUUUUUUUUAAUUAGAAAACUUAAAUUUUGUUGCAAAAUAUUUUCUUUCUCCCAAUAAAUUAUUACUAUAUUGAAAGAAAACUAUCUCCCAAGUUCCAUAACCUUGAAAUACCAUGAUGAUUUCUCAUCUCCUCAGAGCGGGAUCAAAAAAUUCGAGGACUGCUGAGAAAUGCACAAGAUGUCACAUCAGAUGUGGAGUCUCAGUUUGUGUCUUUUAGAAAGUGAGCUCAAUUCCCCCCCCCCCCCCCCCCCCCCCCCUAUAAUAUCUAACCACAAACCACAAAAUAUUAUUUGCCAGGUUCCAUGGUCCACAAGGGGAAACAAUUGUGAAGGGGUUACCCUUUUCAUCUUGGGUCAUAGGCAGUUAGAUUUCUAGGUAAAUCCUGUCAGGUUUGAUUUCCUUUCAAACUAAUGUUUUUUUAAAAUCUCCACUAAAUUUUGUCCCCUUCGUUCCUUAAAUUUAAAAAAUCUGUCCAACCAUAAAUUGCUUUAAAUCCAAUGCCAUUGUCUCCUAUAGCACAGUGAGGUGUUAGUGAACCACCAGCUUAGAUGAAUGCUAAGUGUUAAAAUAUUUUUAGUACAAAAUUAUUUUUGUUUCAGUGCACAUUGCAAAGCUGUCAAUGAGCUGUGCUGCAUGCAUUACAAUGGACACUCCAUCACAACCUCUCAGACAGGGCGGAGAAAAGUGCGCUUGGACUUUCAGAUAGGAGACAAAAUCUGCCUUGGGAAAAACAACCUUGUGACAAAUAGCCGCAGUCAUAUCAUAGAUAAGUAUCUGAAGGAAGAUCCAGAAUUUCAGAAAGCUUUUAAAGAGGCACAACAGAAACUGGCAAGACAGGACAAACGUUCUGUCUGCACAGCCUCACAUAGUUUGUCGGGACUGAAGCUAAAUAAAACUGUCCUGGAUGACACAAGGGCUCUGAAUUUGAUUCUUGGCGAUGACGAGACCUUCAAUACAACGAUAGACAAGAUGAGAGAAGAUGACCUGAGGGUUGAGGAAAACCGAGCAGAACUAGAGAAAAUAGAGCGUCGCAAGCGGGCUGAGAUGAAAAAAGCUGAGUGGACGGCACAAAGGGUUUGUAACUUUUCUUUCUUUUUUAUCUAUAAUCAAAACUGUAUUUUAACUUGGCAAGACAAGACAAACGUUCUGUCUGCACAGCCUCAAUUAUUGUACUAAAAUUAGCUCCACCAUGUUCAGAAUUUGUUCUUGAAUGUUAAUCAUUUCAGUUUCCAACUUGGUAUUGAUUUUAAAUUAAUUUAUUUCUUUAGUUGACAACAAACUGAAUUUUUGGCUGAUUUUUUUUUUUUCCAAAGCCACUAUCUCUUACUUUAAUAAAUGAAAGACUGCGAUCAAGCUGAGUGAAGGAAUCUGAAUUUUUUUACUAAUCAGAUUAUGAAUGUUAUAUAAAGUUUCAAUUUGCAAUUUAUUUAGCGCAUAGUUUUUUUAUUCAUAAUAAUGUUAUUUGAAUAAUAAUAAUAGUACCAGUUGCUUUUCAACUUUGUUGUGCCUAGUCAGUUGAAUCCAUCUGAAUCUUUUGAUUUUGACAGGUUGCUGAUGAAUCGUUAAUUGGAGAGGACAGUGAAAAAUUGUGCAACGGUGAGGUUUUCUUCAUCAUGGAUGUAAGUUUUUGUUUUUUUCCCUCUGCUUAGAUUGUUGAGGCCUUUAGAAACUUAUAUAGAAUCAUAAAUAAUGUUUGAAGUUGGACCGACAGAUCUUAUAUAUCACAUCAAACAACGCUUCUAAAACCUAUGAUUCUAGACUAAUUGUGUACAUCUAUUGUCAUGAGGGCUUAAAAGAUUGCAUCGUUUACACAGAGUCUUCAUAAUAAAAUGAUUCUUUCAUGCUACAGGACCCAUAAAAUGAUUGCUCACCACUAGUUUCCAGACUAUGACCCUAGAAAAAAACUGAAUUGUGAAUCUGACAGGUUAGCUAGCACCUCGUUGAAUGGACCAGAUAAACAAAGUCUGAUCCUUCCAAAUCAUUUAUUUAUAAUUCUUGUUUCAUUUCUGUCCACUGCCAUUUUUCUACUUUGCUGUAGUGCCUCGUAUUUUUCAUUUUUACAAUAAGAAUUCUCCAAGUGGGGUUCAGGGGUGUGAGUAUAGAAUUAAAUGAAAUUUUAAAUUAUGCGUAUAUUUUUACUAUAAAUCAAAUUAAUGGCCAGUGCAAAUAGCUGUAAUGUAUGUUAUAUUUAUUUUAUAUCUCAACAUAUUUCUAUCUAAUAUUAAAUAAUGAGAGAUUAUCGCACCAUGUUUGAGAGCAGCUGUUUGAAUUUUUUUUGGUGAACUAUUAAGUUUGUUUAGUCUUACUUUUUAUCUGUUGUUAAACUUUCAUCUUCAAACUUUGAUUAUGCAUUCAGAACACUUCAAAAUUUCCAAAGUAUUUUCAAUAAAAGGCAUUAAUGAAUUUUUAUGAACCAGCUUAGAAUUUAAUUUGCUCAAAAUUCCCAACAGGAAUUCAAUGAAGUAGACAAGAAUGGAAAACAUAUUAAAUAUUUUGUUCUGUCUGAUCGUGAUCCUGAACUUCCAAGAGUCGUCUGCGUUCCUUUCAAACAGCUGAAAGGAAACUGUAAAAUGAAGCAUUCAUGGGCACGUACCAUACACACCUAUCAGGUAACAUCCAGAACUUGUAUUUUUUUAAUCACACUUUUAAAUCACAUCGACCAGAUAUCAUUUGUUAUACCAGUUCCAAAGUUUAGAGCAGAAGUCGGCAACCUACGGCAGAAAUGGCACCCAGAGCUGUUUUCAAAAGCACAUGGAAUAUCAACAAAUAAUUUAAAAUGACUAAAAAAUAUGGUAGGCUUUUAGAUUGUUGGCACACUCUGAAUGAAUUAGAAAUCCUACUUUGGCACAAUAUUAAAGAAAGUUUGUGGACCUCUGGUAUAGAAUUCUUAUUUCAAAUUUAAAGUCUGUAUGUUUUAAAUCAAGAGAAAAAUAAUUUGAUCUGGCUUGAAUAUCAAUGUGCCGUUAAAUGGCUAUCUACAAAGUGGCCAUUUUAUAUGAUAAUUAUUUCUCGAGGGCUGCCAUUUGAAAGCAAGCUGUUACUUAAUGUGUACUGUUUUGUCAUCAGGGUUCAGAGUCUGGCACUGUUGUGUAUGUACUAGGUCAGGCUAUGCCACAGAACUGGCAACACGUUUACACAGCGAUAACACGUGGCAAAAACUCAGUGUACAUCGUUGGAAGUCACGCUCAACUGCUGACCGCCAUUAAUCGACGAGAGCAGAUACGGCUUUCACGACUACGCCACCGUCUCAAGGAAGCGUUGUUACAAAACAUGGAGUGCAUAGAGGUUGGUUUUUUUUCUUCUGAUUUUACCUUUUUUUAUAAUGGUUUUUUAAUGGUUUAUAAUCAUCAGUAUACUGUUCUGUGGACAUGAUUUUUCUAUUUUACACAAUUGAGGUAUAUCAACUUACAGUGGUUUUUAUAACUUUACAUGAAAUUAACCAGUUUACUUGUCACUAACUACCAUAUUCCAUUUGUAAAUGUUUAGCAGACUGAUGGCUAAAUCAAUAAAUCAAAUGGUAAUUGUGGUGGGGGAGUUCUGUUGUAGUGGUCUUUUGCAUUUCUCCUGAUUUAAGUGAGCUAUAUAAGUAUUCAAUCAAUCAAUCAAUCAAUCAAUUUUGGCCAUAAUAAUCAAAUAAAAUAAUAAUUUGGUGAUGCUUUGAAGACCAGUUUAUAGAGUUCUUUGUUGCAUUUUAAAGAAAAAUUAAAUAAUGAUAUCACCAGAAAAUUUAACUAUUUUUUUCCCCCACUAAAAAAAAAAUAUUUUUUAUUACUGGACCAGUAUUGCUUUUUAUAGCAAAAUGACAAAGUGCUAAAAAUAAUUUAUUUUUUUUUUAAUUUACUUUCUUACUAGAUGUGUAGACAAAAAUUUGUAACUAGUUAUCAACCAGAGUCAACAAGUGACUUCAGCUUUGACUCGGAACAAUGGAGUGAAAGUAUGUUGUUACAGCUUGAGGAAAAAGGUCAGGUUUGGCCACCGCAUAUUUUUUUUUUUAGUUUACUAAUUAAAAAUAUUGUCAUUAAGAAAUGUAGGGUUAGCACCUAGAUCAUCUUAUCACACACUGAAUGGGGUGGUUCUAAUUGGAUUAUCACCUAGAUCUUCACAUUACACAGGAUUAGAAACUAGAUAAAGAUGUUUUUCUCAUAACAUGAACAUUCUGUAGAGCUAAUUGGGUUGGGGACACUGAACACAAUAUAAUGAUUUGCUGCAAAACAAUUAACGUACACACAUUUUGUAAGAUCAGAAGCAGAUAGCAAUCAUCAUUAAGACUAAAUGAAUAGAAUUAUUUGACCCAUGCCCUUAGUGAAAAUGUGUUAACAUUGUGACAUUAUCUACAGUUGAAAUUGAAGCAGAUGUUAACAGACUUAAGGAUGAAAAGGAAGCCACUGCUGACACCAAUCUUGAGAUGAUACAUUGUGAUGCCAAAGAUUCGCUCUUCUGCAAAAGCCCCACUACCCAAAGUGACGAUCCAAACACAAAAAUGUCAGCAGAUGUUAAUGCUGGCAUAAGCUCUGACACUGACACCACUCUGGAUCAUGAAUUUCAUGAUGAUGAAUCAGAGCUUGAGUUAAUGAUGGCUAAUGAUAAGGCUCAAAUGGUAAAUGAAGUUGCUUUGAAUGGUUCUCCUUACAAAACUGAGUUGUCACAAUGUGGUCUGCAGGAUCCUAAUAAAAGAAUUGGAAAACUUUCAACUGAUGUGCAGCUGUCUAGUUCAGCUAAUCAAAUGAUUUCAAAUGAUCCUGAACAUGAAAGCAGUGACUCAGAGAAUGAAUACAGAAUUUUUGAAUCGGUCUCUAGGUCUAAAGCAAGACAAAUCAGAGAAAAAUUAUGUUCACCCUGCAGCUUAUCUGGGCCAUCAAGACCAAGCUCAGCACCAAAAAGAUUGUCUCUAAAAAGCUCCACAGACUUCAGUCUCUCACCAAAACAUGAAGUAUCUAGGCCAUAUUUAAAUGUCACUCCACCACGCAGUUCCCCAGUUUCUACAGAAAAAACCGCUUGUUUGACAUCACCUCCCAAGAGGGCCUGUGUGGACACACCAUUUCGUGACUCUUUCACCAGUUCAAUGAGUCUACAUGAUGAUCAUGAUGAUGAAGUAGAGGAUGGUGAUGAGUCUCCACGGCCAAGAAAGACUCCAAAUGUUUGCAGGAAGCUGUAAUGUCAGACUUGUUUUUAAUAUACUUAUGUUUCCUUUUUUUUUUUAAUUCAAAGACUGGUAAAAUGUGGGGGAACUCUAUACUGAGACAAUUUUUUUUAAAAUUACGAGAUAUGUUUAGAUGAAGCAAUAUAUUGCAGACAAUAAUGUGUGAAUGAGGAAAUAAAACCAAUUAUUGAAAAACUAGUUUGACUGAAUGACAAUACUUAAAAUAAUGUUCUGCUCACAUGAAAUGUAUGGAUCACAUGAAAUGUAUGGAUCUGUGCAAUAGUUUGACACAAGAUGAUAGUCACAGGCUGGCUGCUCUGAUUGUGGGGUUCAUAUACAAGCUUUUAGCAAACCAGCUUUCCUCGGGGAAGAAAGGGGUUUGUGUACAUAUGAAAGCUCUAUUCAGGCAUUUUUGUUCAAAUGCCAUGAGGUGGCCAUAUUCAAUGUACCAGUAAAUAGUUUUAAAUUUAGAUUAUCACUGCCACACCUCUUAGAUGACUAAAUUUGUGUUUUAAAAAUAUGUGAAGUACCCCCUUUGGUCUUGUUUCUUAAGUGAGGAAAUGGUACAACUUUGAUUUGUAUUAUUGACUGUUCCUUUCUUUGACCAGACCUAUAAUUGUAUGACAUUUUACAGUCAUUUAAAAAGUAAAAAACUAGUUCACAAACAGGACCCUUUUUUUUUUAAUGAUCUGUCCGUUUGCUAUAAAAAAAAAAAGUAUGUAAAUUAUUUGGUUAGUUAAAGAAUAAUGAACUAGAGCAGCUGAUAUCAAAUCAAUGUUCUUUAAAACAUAAAAUUUACAAGCCACCAAAAUCC
This is a messenger RNA of Lymnaea stagnalis (great pond snail), 20554 nucleotides long. The record is from the annotation of a GenBank genome assembly. Lineage: Eukaryota; Metazoa; Mollusca; Gastropoda; Lymnaeidae.